This is a messenger RNA of Penicillium cosmopolitanum, 648 nucleotides long. RefSeq lists its product as uncharacterized. Gene Ontology annotation, molecular function: alpha-L-arabinofuranosidase activity. The transcript has a single exon. Lineage: Eukaryota; Fungi; Ascomycota; Eurotiomycetes; Eurotiales; Aspergillaceae. The coding region runs from base 1 to 648 and encodes 215 amino acids. The record is from RefSeq and is a predicted model, not a curated record. Gene Ontology annotation, biological process: arabinose metabolic process; arabinan metabolic process; pectin catabolic process.
AUGCAGAAUAUCGCAAUCGCGCCCAUCACAUUGAACGGCCAGAAGGUGUAUGGUAUGAAAAUUGAAGCUGGUAUGGGAUACCGCAAGAAUGGCGCUGUUGACACCGCUACGGGUAAUGACCCCGAGGGCAUGUAUGCCGUUCUUGACGGAACGGACUAUAAUGACCAGUGCUGCUUCGACUACGGCAAUGCUGAGACCAGCAACACCGACACAGGCGCUGGUCACAUGGAGGCCAUCUACUUCGGUACCAAUACAGGCUGGGGAAAGGGCACCGGUGAUGGGCCUUGGAUCAUGGCCGACUUGGAGGAUGGUCUCUUCGGGGGCAAGGAUGCCAAGUAUAGCUCCGGUGACCCUUCUAUCACCUCACGUUUUGUUACUGCUGUUCUCAAGGGUAAGCCAAAUCAGUGGGCGCUUCGUGGCGGUGAUUCUACUACCGGUGAUCUCUCCAUCUACUACAAUGGGGAGCGCCCGGAUGGCUACAACCCCAUGCACAACGAAGGCUCGAUCAUUCUGGGAAUCGGUGGUGACAACAGUCCGAAUGCCCAGGGUACUUUCUAUGAUGGUGUGAUGACCUCUGGUUUCCCUUCCGAUGAUACCGAGAACAAGGUACAGGCUGAUAUUGUGGCUGCAAAAUAUGCAACCUACUAG